Molecule: messenger RNA, 1203 nt
Organism: Ichthyophthirius multifiliis
Lineage: Eukaryota; Ciliophora; Oligohymenophorea; Hymenostomatida
Product: macrophage erythroblast attacher, putative
Exons: 5
Biological process (GO): proteasome-mediated ubiquitin-dependent protein catabolic process
Cellular component (GO): cytoplasm; GID complex; nucleus
Molecular function (GO): ubiquitin-protein transferase activity
Source: RefSeq, a predicted model, not a curated record
AUGAAACUUCCUUAUGAAUAUGCAGUAAAAUCAUUUAAAUAAAUACGAAAAUAAACUGAAAAAGAAAUAAGCUCAAUUUUAAACACAAUAAUACAGCUUAAAAAAGAAGAAACAUUUAAAAAAGAAGUCGUUUAAUAACAAAUAUAAUCACUUUUAAAAAGAUUAAAUUUAUUAAAGGAAUAACUAUAUCAUGAUUAUAAAAAUUAAACAAGUAUUUAUUAAAAUUGUAACCAGAGAAUAGAAAAUUUAAAUAAAUUAAAAGAAGAAAAUUUAGAUUCAUAAUAUUUAUAUCAUAAGGAACGUACUAAAAGAUUAAUAAUAGAAUAAUUAACAAGAGAUGGAAACAUAUAAAUAGCUAAAAAGUUAUGCUAAAAUUAUAAAUUAGAAGAUUCAUUAUACAUUGAAAUUAAUUAAAUCUAAAAUAAUAACAUAAUAAUUUAAAGCUUACAAAAUUAAAAUAUAGAAUAUGCUUUUUUAUGGUGUUAAUAACAAUAAUCUAAAUUAAACAAAAUAUAAAAUGAUUUUUAGUUUAAAUUAAUUUAACAACAAUAUAUAUAGCUUUUAUAAAAAAACGAAAUAUCUAAAGCUCGAAUUUAUUUUUAAAAAUAUUCCCUUAAGUAUAAAAAUACUCAUAUGAAAGAAAUAUAAAAACUCUUCAUGUGUAUUCUUUUGUUAAAAAAUAUUCAUAAAUAUCCCCAAUAUUCCUAUUAUUUUGAUAACUAUAGAUGGAAUGAUAUAAUUAAUUAAUUUAAAUAACUAGAUUUUAAAUUAAACUCUAUUACAUCUAAUUCCUAAUUAAAAGUUUCUUUACAAGCUGGUCUUUCUACUUUAAAAACUAUUAAUUGUUGUAAUCCUAAAUAUUAAUGUCCUGAUAAAUGUCCUAUAUGUACUCCUAAUAUUUAGAAACUUUGUGAAAAUGUACCGAGUACUCAUAAAAGCUUUUCAACUUUGAUUUGUAGAAUUACAAAUGAAGUUAUGAAUGAAAAUAACUAUCCAAUGGUUUUGAAUAAUAAUUAAGUCAUUAGUUAAAAAAAUAAUAUAUACAUUUAUAUAUAUGUGUUUAUAUAUGAGAUUUUAUCUUUUUUUGGUUUUUUGUAAAAUAUAUAGGGUAUUUAAUAAAUGAUUGAUUAAAAUAAUAUUAUAUGUCCUCUUACUCAUAAAUAAGUUAAUUGGAAAGAAUCUAAGAAAAUAUAUUUGUCUUGA